GGCGCCUGUCACUGUGGUGGUAUGGCGUGGGAGGUUGACGCGAAGGGCGAGGACUUCAAGCAUGUGCUCUGCCACUGCGACACGUGCAAGAAGCUGGGCGGCGGGCCAUAUUCGUGCAACUACAUUGUGCCGCGUGAAGACCUGCGCAUUACGAAGGGGCGGCCGGGGAAGUACACGUACAAGGGCGCCAGCGGCAAGGACGUAAACUGCUACUUUUGCCCCACUUGCACUUCGCAUAUCUAUCAUCAUCAGGACGCCAUGCCCGACAAAGUUAUUGUGCGCACCCUGCUGCUUGAUGGCGGUAACGACAUCCCUGCUGGUGGGGAAAUCUUCCCGGAGGGUCGCCUUAAGUGGGUUAAGGACUUGCAGGAGAGCUUG
Messenger RNA from Aplosporella prunicola CBS 121167, 378 nucleotides. RefSeq lists its product as uncharacterized. The transcript is spliced from 2 exons. Gene Ontology annotation, molecular function: carbon-sulfur lyase activity. The record is from RefSeq and is a predicted model, not a curated record. Lineage: Eukaryota; Fungi; Ascomycota; Dothideomycetes; Botryosphaeriales; Aplosporellaceae. The annotation marks the transcript as partial.